This is a messenger RNA of Cavenderia fasciculata, 216 nucleotides long. RefSeq lists its product as uncharacterized. The transcript is spliced from 2 exons. The record is from RefSeq and is a predicted model, not a curated record. Lineage: Eukaryota; Evosea; Eumycetozoa; Acytosteliales; Cavenderiaceae. The coding region runs from base 1 to 216 and encodes 71 amino acids.
AUGUCUAUCCUCUCUGCCAUCUCUAAAAUCGGAUUCCAAAAGUCAUCAUCCUCAUCCAACAACUUUUUCAAUGCUGGUCAAGGUUCAAUGACCGGUCAAGGUUUCAACAAGAUUGCCUUGUCUACUACUAUCUCUGCCAAUCACAGUAGCACCAUAAAUGUACCAAAUACCUCUGUCCAAGCAACAACCCAAGCCAACGCUGUCGUUGAUGCCUAA